ACAACGGUCAACGACUGAACCGUUGUCGUUCGUAUCAGCCAUCGCGUCGGUUCACGUAAAUAAUGUGUAUUAUGAAAUUAAUACGAAUUAGGAUUUAGUAUUUGCUCGAUUUAGUGACUUGGUGUUUGUUCUUUACGGUUGAUCUUUGAGCGACAGAGCAUUGAACUUUAUUAAUAUUUUUUUAUUAUGAAAUUAUUAAUAUCUAUAGUAAUAAAAUAAUAAUAAAAUGUAAAGAAAAAUUAUUUUUAAGAUUUAACCGACAACCAUGGAUCUCGACGACUAUGACACUGAUUUUAAGGAAGAUGACGACUCGGAAGCGGAAUAUGAUAAUAAUCAAUCACUCGAUACCGACGUCGACGAUAUUUGCUGCUCAAACAAAUGCCUGUUGACGUUUGAUGAUGAAUUUAAGGAUCGCCUUAAGAUGGAUAUGUCACGGCUGCAAAGAUUUGAAAAACACAUUUAUCUGUUCGCGAUGAUAUCCAUUGAUGAAAACAAGAUAAACGCCACAAAAAUCAUCAAGUCUUCAAAAUAUUUCCAAUAUGCAGUUAAGCAUUACGGAGUUAAUCGAUCUGUGUGCAAAAGCGCAUUUGUCACCCUGCACGAUACAACUCUAUCACUGGUACGAACAUUAUGCAUGAAAAUGACAAUAGGGCAUAUAAUACCUACUGACAAUCGUGGGAAACAUAAUAACCGAUUGACCAUACCCGACGAAACAAAAGUUGCGAUAAAAGAGCAUUUCUUUAGCAUCUUGAAGUCUCCUAAUAUUUUCAAAUGUGCCAAGAAAAAUCUAGGCCAACCCAAUAUUUCUCAGUUGUGGAUUAGUUUUAAACAGGAACAUGGUCAUAUAUCUCGUUCAACAUACACAAAAUAUAUUCAAUCAUUUUUAACACCAGAAGUUGUAUCAAAUUUUAUGUGUGCAAACCAAGCAAAACAAAUUUUACAGUAUGUAAACAAAAUUAAGUAAUGUUAAGUAUAAAUUUACUAUAAACUUUUGACUGUUGUACAUUUAUUUUUAU
This is a messenger RNA of Myzus persicae (green peach aphid), 1016 nucleotides long. RefSeq lists its product as uncharacterized. The transcript is spliced from 3 exons. The record is from RefSeq and is a predicted model, not a curated record. NCBI's taxonomy places the organism in Eukaryota, Metazoa, Arthropoda, Insecta, Hemiptera, Aphididae. Bases 266 to 964 code for a protein of 232 amino acids.